Molecule: messenger RNA, 219 nt
Organism: Sphenostylis stenocarpa
Lineage: Eukaryota; Viridiplantae; Streptophyta; Magnoliopsida; Fabales; Fabaceae
Source: the annotation of a GenBank genome assembly
AUGGCGAAAGGAAAGCUUCCCGGGGGUCCCAAAACACAAAAUCUGGCAGAAACAGUUGAGACAGUUGUCCCAAGGGCGAGACGGCCGUCCCAAACAACCAUUUUCAAGUGGGACGCCCGUCCCAAGUUUGAGACACCCGUCUCAGUGCAAAAAUUCGAUUGGGACGGCCGUCCCAAAUCCCAGACGGCCGUCCCAACUUCUCCAGACGCUCAUCCUUGA